Molecule: messenger RNA, 2260 nt
Organism: Saprolegnia diclina VS20
Lineage: Eukaryota; Oomycota; Saprolegniomycetes; Saprolegniales; Saprolegniaceae
Exons: 1
Coding region: 43-2217 (724 amino acids)
Biological process (GO): biosynthetic process
Cellular component (GO): eukaryotic translation initiation factor 2B complex
Molecular function (GO): translation initiation factor binding; guanyl-nucleotide exchange factor activity; translation initiation factor activity
Source: RefSeq, a predicted model, not a curated record
GUUCCGGCAUUGCCAUUGAUUGCUUCCAGCAGCAGCAGCAACAUGGCGCCCAAGAAGUCGAAGGGCGACGAGAAGGACGAGAAGCACAAGCACCCGCUCCAGGCGGUCAUCUUCGCCGACUCGUGGACCAAGACCUUCCGGCCCAUCUCGCUCGAGACGCCCAAGGUGCUCCUGCCGCUGGCCAACGUGCCCAUGCUCGAGUACACGCUCGAGUUCCUCGCCUCGAACGGCGUCGAAGAGGUCCUCAUCUUCUGCACGGCCCACGCCGCUGCCAUCGAGGCCUUCCUGUCGACCUCGGUGAUUGCGCAGACGGUCAAGACGCAGUGCAUCCUCGCGCCGACGUGCUUGACGGCCGGCGACGCGAUCCGCGAGCUCGACCGGAUGCAGGCCGUGCGCUCGGACCCGUUCAUCUUGAUCUCGGGCGACGUGGUCUCCAACAUGAACCUCAAGAGCGCGAUCGAGUCGCACGAAGCGCGCAAGAAGAAGGACUCGACGUCCAUCAUGACGGUCGUCCUGAAGGAAGUCCAGGUGCACCACGACAUUCGCCCGCUCACGGACGACCUCCUCAUCGCGAUGGACACGGCGACCAACCAGAUCGUCUUGUACGAGUCGUCUUCGCAUGCGCCGUCCGCGCUCCUCCCGACCGUCAUGUUCCAGGACCACAAGCAGAUUGGCUUCCGCUACGACCUCAUGGACGCCCACGUCGACAUUUGCUCGCCCGAGGUGCUCUUGCAGUUUAGCGACAACUUUGACUACCAGGACAUGCGCAAGGACUUCAUCCGCAACGAAGUGCUCAACUACGAGAUGGGCAACCGCAUCCACGCGCACAUCAUCUCCAAGGAGUUUGCCGCGCGCGUCCAUGAUCCCCGGACGUACGCUGCCAUCUCGCACGCCAUCCUCCAGCGCUGGGCCUACCCCAUGGUGCCCGACAACAACUUUCUCGGGUCGGCGUCGACGUACCGCCACCAGCGCGGCGACAUUUACAAGGAAGACGACGUCCAGCUCGCGCGGACGUGCGCGAUUCGGUCGACGUCGAUCGUCGGCGGCCGCACGACGGUCGGCGCCAACACGGACAUUGUGCAGAGUGCCAUCGGCCGCGACUGCAAGAUUGGCCAGAACGUUCGCAUCUCUGGCAGCUUUCUCUGGGACAACGUGACGAUCGAAGACGACGUGGUGCUGGAGGGCGCCAUCGUCUGCAACGGCGCGGUCAUCCGCAAGGGCGCCCGCGUCCACGAAGGCUCGUUGAUCUCGUUCAACGUGGUCGUGGGCGCCAACUUUACGGUGCCGUCGUUCACCAAGCUCACGACGGUACCGGCAACGGACGACGACGAUGGCUUCUCGAGUGACAAUGAUGACAGUGACAAUGACGUGACGCCCGCCGAGACGGUCGGUGACGACGCGUGGAACCCCAAGCACGUGGGUGUCAACGGUGUUGGCCGCAUCUGGACGCUCGAUGACGACGAGAUCUACCUCGACGACUCGGACGACGACGACGAGGAACAUGACGAUGACACGGCGAACGACGCCGCGCGCCUCCACCGUCUCAAGCAGACGCUGAUUGGUGCCAAGGAGGUCGUGACGGCGCGCACGUCACGUCUUGCGUCCUGGGACGCGCUCAGCGAGUCGGACGACGAAGAACCAUUGAAUGCGUUUGAAGAGGAAGACCCGAUGGCCCGCUUCGUGCGCGUCGUCAUCGACAUGGUGCUCUCGGGCGACGCCAACGGCGACGACGUCGAGAACCUCUUUCUCGAGAUCAAGAGUUUCAAGUUUGCGCAGAACCGCAGCUUUGCCGACUGCUUGGAGGCGAUUCUGCCGGCGCUCUGCAGCGCGAUUCCGCGCGCCAACAAGGCGCCGAUGGCCAUCAUGGGCCUCCUCAAGGUGAAGCUCGAAAAGUGGAGCGGAGUCGUUUCCAAGUGCAUCAUGAACGACGUCGAACGCACCAAGAUUGUCGACACGUUUGCAGCCUACUGCGUCCACGCGAACAACAGCGGCAGCUUUAGCAGCCUCUUCCGCUUCAUGCUUCAGGUCGCGUACGACCUCGACUGGAUCAAUGAGGAAACUGUGUUUGCGUGGGAAGACAAGGUGCUCGCCGAAGCCCCGAGUCAUCCCGAGCAAGCGCUGCUCAAGGCCGCCGCGAUGCAAGAGUUCCUCGAGUGGUUACGAGAAGACGAAGACGACAGCGACGACGACGACGACGACGACAGCGACGACGAGUAAACGGUGUAUAAUGCUCGGACCCUUCGCAUCGGUUUGUGUCUCA